Molecule: messenger RNA, 8892 nt
Organism: Chara braunii
Lineage: Eukaryota; Viridiplantae; Streptophyta; Charophyceae; Charales; Characeae
Source: the annotation of a GenBank genome assembly
GGAUGCGCGUGUGUGGUUGUUGACUGGUCUGGUCUCUGUAAGCUAUCUGGCUUGUGACCUGUUUGUGGAACAAAGUUUUUUAAUCGGGGGACUGGCGGUGGGGGGCGUACAUAUGGCUGCUGAGGACGGUAUGGUGGGUUUUGAGGGGUGGGUGGCUGCGAGCAGAGUGAAUCUUGGCAUUUCUGCAGCUAGCCGCGACCUGAAUGUGCAAGUGGAUGAAGCCAUGACAAGAAUUAUAAGAAAUGGAGACAUGAGUGGAAAUUGGAGUGGUGUGGGUGGGUGUAAAGUUCAGCAUGAUGUGAAUUCCAAUCUGGUGCGCCAAGCAGAAGAGCAGCCGUGCCUCCGUGAUGCCGGUUAUGGGACGACAAAAGGUGCUUUGUAUUUGGGGUAUGACUCGUGCAGGGACGAGCGUAGCUUUGCUGGGCAGCAGCGCUCUCGAGAUGAUGGGAGUGUAUUGCUAGGACUGGUCAAUGAGACACUGUAUUCAAGGGCGGGCAGGGAGGAGGCUCGAGAAAUAGGACGAUGCAGUAGGGAUGAGGAAAAGGCAGCGGAAGUGCCGAUGCUUGUCCAGGAUAGUGGGCGCCACCAGACAAGCUCUGACGGUGAUCACACUCAGAGGGUGUGCAGACGUGCAGAGUCAUCAGUGAAAAGUGUUGCUGAAGUUGCCGCAAAGCAGCAUUGCGAGGAAGGUUUAGCGGCAAAAGUGCUGGUUGCCAAUCCUCUUGAAAACAGGGUGUCUCUUCUUGCAUCACGCGAUAAACAACUGUGUGUGUUGCAGCAUGAGCAUUCUGCUGUCAUAGGGUUGAGCAAUGUUGAGUCGGAGUGUGAUGGCGGUGAAAUUCCGUGUGAUAGAAGCCUCCAGUCGCGGAGGAUCUGCGACAGUGACAGUGUAUCAUCGUCUGUGAUGGGAGUGGCAGGGAUGGGAAUGGUGAGCGCUGGUGGUGAUGACUUGUGCAGGGAUAGAGGAGUCUGUUUUUACCAACGAGGACAGAGGACGGACUCCCGUUCCUCACCUGGAUUUGGCGACAACAGCUUUGCUGCAGGGAUGCAUCAGGAGGGUUGCCGAUCUGGCAUCAGCAUAAAGGCGAGCACACCAGUUGCAGAAGAUAACUGGGAUACAGCUUGCAUGAUGGGUGGGAGCCAUGCUGAAGUAAAACCGCAGAAAGGUUUUGGUGUUGGAGCAGAAGAAGUCGGCGAAAGCAGCAGCCGGACGACUGGGGCUGGUGGCAGCAGCAGCAACAGCAGCAGCGGCAGCAAUGGAAGGAGAAGUCAGUUUUUAUGCAGAGGGGACGGAGACGGUUGUGUUCAUAUCAAGGAGAACAACACAUCAUCUGGACCUGUAGGAGUUGGUAAUGACAGAAGCAUGACGGGCCAAUUGACAAGCAUGUCUCCCUGCAAGGCGGACGGGGUGGACGCGGAAGAGCAAAGACGUAGAGUGUACUCGGUGGAGGACGUGAACUGCAGAGCUGUAGACAACGUCAUGUGGGGAUAUGGAAGUGAACAGGAAGGUUGCACGCCUUUCGAGAGCAAAAGAGAGAAUGAAAACAGGAACAGGAAUUGGAAUGAAAUGUCACAGGGUCCAAUGUGGAUGGCAGAGGGUGUUGAAAGCCCGUCUGACGCAAGGGCAAUGGAGAGACGGAGUGCUGUACGGGCGCUAUUUUCACACCCUGGACACUCUCCUGCGAGGGAAUCGAUGAGACCUCUCGCGGCAGGUCUUGGAAUGGAGGAAUCGACAGGGAGCCAAGUCUUGGUGCAGGUGGCGGGGGAGAGGAUAGCUGGGGAGAGCCGCCUAGGAGCUCGGAACGAGAGAGAGAUUCUGCUAGGGAGAUCAGUUGAACCACAGCAAAAGCACCUGCUCUCGAACUCCGCGGAUCGCAGAAUAGAGAGGGAGGAGAUGGGGAUGAUGAGGGCGUUGAGAGGGCCCUGGGGAGAAGAUGGAGGCAGCAGGGAAGAGAGCGUUGCUGCCUCUCUGGGGAAAACAAUGCCUGUGAGUGUGGAUGGUGGUUCCAAUUCUGCAAUGUCAUCAGUAGAGUCAUUCUCCACUCCACCACGUGCUUGCAGCUCACCAUCGCUUCCCGCAAGCAUUGGUGCGGGAAAACAAUCAUUUGUCCAGUAUGCUUGCGCUCCCGCCAUGGCAAGUCUUGCCAGUUCACCUCCAAGGAUGGCCAUUCCUAAUGCGGCAUCGGAGGUGUCAGCUUUCCCGUCGCCCGGGUCUAUGACAAUGCCUCCAGGAAAGAGUCAUCCACCUUCUCCUGGGGAGAGUCAUGAGCUUCAUCCGGGUCUUCUUCCACAUCAUCACCCCCAUCACCCUCUGUACCUACCUCAUGUUCCUCCAGUAGCGCCGUACGGAUUCUACCCCUAUUACCAGUAUCCGAUGGGUUACCCAGGUGCUCCCUUAGCUGGUUACCCGUCAAUGGCGUAUGGAAUGUCGGGAGGACCACCGACACCACAAAUGCCGGCUGCUAGCGGAUAUGGGAUGCAGCAGCCAUUUCCCGUCCUCCCAAAUCCUGGGGUCCACGAGCCUGCUGUUCAAGGGGGUGCGUACAGACCUCCCGUCCCGCAACCAAUGCCGUUCUUUCCUUUCUAUCCCUACAACAACUUCUAUCACUCGCCUGCUGUUUCUGACAUGGCGGCAGGAGGAGUGGGGGCUCCUCCUCCCUAUCAUUCUGUGACGCCGCACCAUGUCACUCCACCUAUCUCACCGUUGUCAAUGGGGAGCAGUAUGGAGAGCCUCGGUAGGAGGCCUGAUGGGGGGAGAGGAGAAGUGGGAGUGUGGCAGCAUCUUCUCUUGGGCGGGGCCUCUGUUCUGCCGCCUGCUAUGAACUCCAGUGUGCGGCUGUCGCUAGAGUUGCUGACAGAGGAAGAGAGGGAGCUAGUCUGGCAAAUGCGUCUUAAAAAAGGGAAAGAACGAUCAAGUUUAAAAAUGGCCGAUGCUGCUGCCAAGUCUGAGGCAAGCAGGCAAAUGCCAUCGGGCCAAGUACCUGUUGAUACGUCAGCCACUCAGGAAGAUAUGCGUACCACGUUUACACAAUGUCUGGGUGGAUCCCCCACGGACAGCUCAGAAAACAAAGGACCACAGCCGCUGGCUCAAUCUGCAUCCGUUCAUGCAUCGGUGGCUCUGACUGCUGACGAUAGUGUCUUCAGGAUACCAUCUUGCACGGAUGAUGUUCGUGGUGAUGGUAAGACACUUGAAGGCAAGAGCACCCCAUUUGUGCAAGGAAUGGAGGUCAGAGAUGAUGAAAGGAACGGGAGUGGUUCCGACUCACCCAGCGGAAGGAAUGGUAGUGGUUCCGAUUCCCCCAGCAGAAGGAACGGUAUUGGUUCCGAUUCACCCAGCACUGAGAUUGGCGAUGAUGAAAGGAAUGGAAGUUCCCCUUCUCUACUGCCAAAUGAUAUCUCGAAAGGGAUGACAUUGUACCAGACCUAUUCUACAUCAAUGCAGCCACCAUUGAGAGCGCCGGAACCCGAGAGAGGGACAAGCGUCUCUAGUAGCAGCUGGAAUAGCAUGCUGUCACUGGAUGGGAAACGAGCUGAACCAGGGUGUGCUUCAGACCAGGCAGCAUCGUUGCUGCUGCAACGUAUCAAAUCGGAAUGCUCAGCCGCAGAGGCUGAUGAACCAGCGAGCGACAAAGUCAAGGAGGAAAGCUCCGCUUCCUGUGAAGGUCCCUCUUCUGAGGGAGAAGUUACGGCCACUGCAGAGUUGCAGGAGCAGAGGAUGGAUGGUGCAAGACACAGGAGUGUCUCUGAGUCACUUGUUGUCAAUGCUCCAGAUUCACUGAGUGGCGAUAUGCUAGAGCCGAGUGGGGGGCGGGGCAUUUGCACGAUGGACCCUGUGGGGCCUCCCAGCUCCGACCCGAUUACCUUCCCUGAAAGUUCCGUGCCUACUGCUGUUUCAUUGGACAGAAGGCCUUUGCAGACCCAAGAGCUGGAAGUGGACCUUGGAACAACGGCUGGUCCAGUUGGCCAGCCCGCUACGCGGGUGGUAAGUUGUGAGGGAGAGUGCAGUUCUGACCCUGUGCAGUGCAGUUCUGACCCUGUGCAGACUUCUUCUUUCCACUCAGCUGCAUCGCCAACUGAACCAGCGUAUCACGCAGCAGUGCCAAAUGCGAUGGCGUCCCCUCGGCUGGUCCAUGGUACGGUCAAGCCUAAGCAAGAUCACGCUGAUGAACAGGCUCGAGCACUUGCCGUAGAGCCUGGUGCAGUGGGGGGACUUGUGGGUAAGACGAAUGUGGAGGUGGAGAAUCUGCCGCGGGUGGACAGGUGGAAUAUUCCUGGAGCAAACAUAGAGGUGGGGGGGUGGAGCGGCGGAGCUGGCCUCCAGUAUGGCGUAAAGAGAGGUGCUGAGUCGACACCGACACUGGCCUUGCUGAGGACGGCAAUGGAGGAAGGGUCUCUGAACUCCAUCAUGGGGCCUCUUGUGGGACCAGGCAUUGAUAAUGUGGUGGAUGCCUUUACAAACAACCACCUCUCCAGGCUUCCGUUCUCCCUGGUAUCUGGUCCAGCAGGUGGAAAGCCAGGAAAAGGAGGGGUGGUAAAGGAUGGUAACCAAGCUGGAGAAAGGGAGAGGUGGAGCCUGAAAGGUGAUUUGAGUACUGGCAUGAUGGUGGAGUUAGGUAGGGACAAGUUUCCGGGAGGGUCGAGAGCAGCAGGUUCCUGUAGUCUACCAGAAAUGCAGCGUGAACGAAGUCCUGCAGUGGGAAGUCGACGCGACACGCCUGAGGGUGACACGCAUGGCACAGGGAACUUGGCCCAUGGGAAGGAUUCUCAUAAUGAGGAGAGCGAGGCUGCUCGAUACCGAAGAAAGGCACAGGAAAUGGCGAGCCGAAGACAGAAGGCUGCAGAGGAGAAAAGGAUUGCGGAAUUGAAACGAAUUAAAGAAGAAGCGGCCAUGAAGAGGCUGCAGGCACGCAGGCGGCAACGCUCUGCGAAAUUGGUUCAGCAGGCUUGGAGGGCGUACUGGGAAAGGAAGACAAUAAGGGAAGAGGAGGAAAGGCGCAAACUCGAGGAGGAGAGGGCCAGGGAAAUAGCAAAACGCCAUCUUGCAAUCCUUUGCACUUGGCGUGAUCGGGCUCACUUUUUGACACUUCGGCGCAAGGCAGUUCUUGUCCAGUCACUGUGGCGUGGAGGUCAAAUCCGGAGGCAGUUUUCCGCCUUGAGAAAUUCUGCAAUAGCCAUUCAAAGGGCGUGGCGUGCGUUCCAUUCGCUCGAGGAGCAGCCGGCAUCUUCCUGUCGGUCACGGCCGAAGCAACUGAAGGCCCUGCAUCAUCUCAUUGUGGUCAGGAAUAUGAGAAAAGGAAGGAUUCCCCCAAGCUUGGAGAGGUUUGCUCAACUCUGUGAUAGGAUUCAAGCUGUUACAGAGGGAGCACGCAUUCGUCGGCGACUUGCGUCCAAGCGCCUGCAAUCAAUAGUGAUGGAGAUUCGCGAUACCAGGUCGCUUCUGGAGCAGUUGGCAGAAGAGGCCGACGGGGGAACACCAGAAGUGGAUGCGGAGUUGAUGAAAAGACUUGUUGCGCUCCUAAGGCACAAAAGCAAUCAACUCCAGACUGCGUUGUCGUGCUCAGACCAAGAGGCGAUGACAAUGGUCCAAGCUACUCCUUCUUCACCUGUGAUUCCAAGGCUCCUUUCUCCGGACAAUUUGGUUGCGCCAUCAUUAAGUGGCUCCGGGUCGAGUGGGGCGUGGAAACUGGGAAGCCCGCUGGUGGGAACCGGAACGGCAAAGAGGAAAGAUGUUGCAGAAGAGGCCGGAAGCAAAUCGGAGGAUGCGAGGCUGUUAGAGAUUUUGAAACUUGCAGGCAAAGAUUCAGAGGAGAGACGGCAGGGGAUGAUCGGUAGUAAGGGACUGAAACAGGUAGUCAGGGAGGUGCUUGAGAGGAGGAGGAGAAGAACUGUCCUAGGGAGGAGGGAACUUGUCUCAUCUGGCGAUGAAGGCAGAAGUCAACCACUGGAGCGCAACAGCAAUGUAGAGGUUUAUGGGGAGGAGGUUGAUGAGCAAUCGACACAGGCAGGAGAUUUAUCAGUGAGUGCUAGUGCGAGCGGACCGUCGAAUGCGGACCUGCAAGCUGAGGACGAGGAACAUUUGCUGAAUGAGGAAGAGAGUGGGUUGUGGGAGGUGUCUGAAAACGACAGCUUGGUAGGGAACACAUCCACUGCAGCCGAGUCAAGGAAUGCGGAGAGGGACGAGAAAGGAGGAGCUGGUAGGAAUUCUUCAAGAGUGCGAGCGGGUAGUGACAGCAGCAAUGCUACUGCUGGGGCAGCAGUUAGCGAGGAGAAGAGCAGGGAAGCGGAUGCAAAUGGUAAGGGGUUGUCGGUCCCGACGAAACCCUUUUUGAAGCGGAAAUCGAAGGCGAUGAAACCGCAGAAGCUCGACUGGUCCAAAGUCCAGACAAAGGUGAACAGCCAUCUGGAGCCGGAUUUUAAGGUCAGGCGGCAGCCAAGGCUCAAGGAUGACCAGCAGCAGCCACCGCCUGGGAUCAAGCCGCCGUCGCUUCCUCCGCUGAUGAAGCAGUUUGAUGCUAGGAAGGUAAGGAACAGAAUCCUCAGUUACGAGGCAAUGGCCGGAAGUCUUCUUUCCGCUGACAAAGAGGGAGUCAGCGACAGGCUCCCUACGAGCUUGUCUGCUUCAAAUGUGGAGAUGGCGGCCUGCCAAGGCCGACAGGCGGAUCGGUCGUUGAAGGGGAGCAAUAGCUCAAAGCAUCAGCGAAGUGUAGGGGGGGGGAUGAUGAUGAUGAGGCAGCCGGUAAGGGACGGGGAUGUGGAAGCGCUCAAUGAUGCAAAGAAUCUGUUGGAGCAGGAGUUGGAUCGUCUCCAGCGUGGAGAGCCGGGAGAUUCGAACUCUGACUGGGAACCUGAGUCGAUUGAUGGAGUAGCAGGGGAUGAAGGGGAUAGAGAGGGUGGCUGGACAAGCGAUUCGAACAUGCCAGACGAAGAGGGUCCUUGGCUGUCUGGGAGAAGGGAUAGACAAGGUCGCCUUGAGGCCCUGAGGAACGACAUGAGAAUGGACAGUUUGGGGGUAGAGAAUGCGGAGGAUGUGGAGGAGGUUGGGGUUCUGGAGGAGGUGGUGGUGCCGUCACGACACCAAUCAGUUCCGGGUGGGAAAGAGGGAGUUGAAGCAGGGAAGAGAAGAUUGAGGAGGGGUGCUGUCCGACGCGAAGCAUGGACCGCAGGAGCGGAUUCGAGUCCGAGUCGCUCAAAUCGAGCAGAGCUGCAGGGUGACAGCGAGGAUAAUGCAAAAGAGGAUCUGGGUCGUAGUAGAAUUGGCAGCGGCGUGCUGGUGAAAACGGGUCAGUUGUCUGGCAUCGAGAGACAGAGAGGUCCACCACCUCCAACGGGCGCUGCCAUUGUUCGAAGCGGCACUGGUGCGGAAAGUUGUGCGAGGGAAGACAAAGAAGGGGAGGGAGAAGAACUGGUUUCCGCUGUCGAGAGGGCAAUGAAGGCAGUCAUGGAGGAUGAGAGGACAAAGCUGCUCACCAAAAAAAACAUUUUCAGUAGGCCAGCCGAGGAGGUCAGCCGAAUUCCACGGUUGAACCCUGACGCCUCUGUCCUUCACAAAGUGAAGAAGGGCCCUUUCUAUAAUUCUUUGAGCAGGAGUUCUAGGAAGAGGAGCUUGCAGCUCAACAUGUUGACCUUUGUCUCAACUGCAGGUCUCUACUAAGUAUCUAUUUAUUGCUUCCUUCCUUCUCGCAUCGUCCGGAUCCCGCAGAGUUACCUGUGUAUCACAUACUUAGUACAUAGUUACUUGCUAACUGCAUACUAAGCAAGACUAUGGUGCCCAGUACUUAACCUGCUUGCCAAGUCGGUACCAGGGCAAGUAAGUUAGUGGUACUCUGUUACUUAACCGCACUCACCUACACUUUACCCAUUCCUAGAAUCUCGGACCCCCUGUUGAAGAUGCCUCUUGAGAGAAAGUGGGGCAGUGCUGUGAUGGGGAGUCGCCAGAAAUGAAGCAGUUGUGUUGCUUCGUGGAAAGACCUCUAUUGUCUCCAGCAUGUGCGCUUUCCUCAUACGCAUCUGUGCGUUCCCUAGUUUGAGCUGUGUGGCUCUGUUACUCGCUCACUCCGCUUGGUUGUGCGCCGUCUCCCUCAUAUAUAUAUAUAUUUCUAUUUGACGAUAUAUAUAUAUAUAUAUAUAUAUAUAUAAACUCCAACGGAACAGUCUGUCGUAACCCCCUUGUUUCUUGUCCUCUUCUCCCUCUCUGCCUACGGUUCACCGGGUAGUUUGCUAUAUACAUAUCCAGGAAUGUGAAUAGAAAACCAGAGACGUAGACAAUCGUCGACAAGAACGCAUCUAGGUAACCCUAUUGGUAGGUCCGUCGGUCGAUGUGUGUUUGUCAGACAAGCACGGUGAUUGAUGAAAGAAUGAGGAGGGAGGUGGCCGCUGCUAAGGGGCGGGCGCGGCGAUGGCAGUCGAUGGAAGAUCAAGCAGGGAUCAUGAUAUGAUCUAUUGGCACCAGCGGUAAGUUUUGUGUUUCCAGGCAAGGGAGGGAUGGAGGGAGGAAGGAAGGAAGAAGAUAGUGUAGCCUCAAGAGGGUGUUAUUUUAGUGUCCGAGAACGUGGCCAGUGACGUUAUGCAAUCGCUACCAUGACGAGGGAGUCGGUGCGAUCUAAAUUGUUGUUGUUGUUGUCGUUGUCGUCGCCGUUAUUGUUGUUGUUGUUGUCGUUGUUGUUUCGGAUGCGGUGGUGAUUGCCAUAUUAUUGUUGGUCAAACUUUGUGUCUGGUGUCCAUCAAUCAUUUUGCUGGAAACAGGGGAGAAGCUUAGCGUCAACGACGCAGAGAAAGUAAUCAAUGGACGGAAGUGGGAAAUGAUUUAUUCCACUGUGGAGGAAGAGUAUGUAUGAACUGUUACAGUUCUUUGUGACGCUUGGCGCAUUUAUUUAACUUUAUUCCAACCAUUUA